Messenger RNA from Galendromus occidentalis (western predatory mite), 4460 nucleotides. RefSeq names its product Ig-like and fibronectin type-III domain-containing protein 1. The transcript is spliced from 16 exons. Bases 1 to 4233 code for a protein of 1410 amino acids. The record is from RefSeq and is a predicted model, not a curated record. Gene Ontology annotation, molecular function: protein binding. NCBI's taxonomy places the organism in Eukaryota, Metazoa, Arthropoda, Arachnida, Mesostigmata, Phytoseiidae.
AUGGUUUUCUUCAACUCCUCAGCAGUUCCCAGCCUGCAGAACACCCCGUUGGACCCAGUACUAUCGACCGUGGGAGAUGAAGCUCUGAUUGAUUGUGUGGUUACAAACCAACAGAACUACUCCGUCAUGUGGAAAAGACUCUCUGAUGGGGACAAAGGAGUCAUUCUCACGGUUGGAACGACCCGUGCUAAUGGAGACAGCAGAUUCUCUGUGUUGCACAACAAAAAUAACGAAACAGGGCAUAACAGUUGGGUGUUGCGAAUUCAUCCGACACGACACAGUGAUUCUGGAAGAUACAGCUGUGAGUUGAACACGCAACCCCAUCAAACUCUCACCAGACUUUUGACCGUGCUCCAAGAAGAUGUUCCCACCAGAGAAGAAAGCGUCACGCUUAAUCUAAACCAUAAUUAUACAGCCUGUUGCGCCCAGCAAGGCAUUCCCCAAGAGUGUUUCGGGUAUUGCACACUGCACGGCAUUGUGACCGGUUCGCACAACAGUCCCCGGUCGUGCCUUGAAUACAUUUCUACUCUGACCGAGUGUUUGACAGACGGUAGAAAUCACAUGCCGUGCUGUCUGGAACAGGGAAUCCCGAAGACGUGUCGUAGCGUUUGUGUCGGCGACUACUCCUUACAAACCAUAACCGAACAUUACAAAUGCAUGGACUACACCAUGCAGACCCUCGCGUGUAUUUCCAGUGGCAUCGAGAUUCUCCCGGGCCAACCAAAGAAUGUAGAGAUAGAAGCGAUAUCGCCAACUCAGCUGAAAAUUGAUUGGCUGGCGCCCCAUCAACAAACGGCUGUACAUAACUAUAUCAUCAACAUCACAGAACUAGCGUCGUUCGAUCCCAACGUCAGUCUGAUGAAUUCCACCGAAGAGAAACCGAAAGGAUCCGAUGAGGAUAAGUCUGGCGUGAGCCUCGGCCACUCGAUCAAGCUAGGGGCGAACCAGACAUCGUUCACGAUGCGGGGCUUGAAGCCGUCCACUAUGUAUCAAAUAUCGAUAUACUCACAAAAUUCAGAGGGACAGUCGCUGCCGACGAUACCGAUUCGAAUCCUAACUCUGGGCAGUGAGAAAAAACCGUCCAACCAGGGCGAUAUCAAGGCAGCAUCAGCCAAAGAAACCAUUCCGGAUAUCAGGGCUUGUUGCGUCGACAAAGAGGUCAAGCAGGAACGUUGUCUGAAGACAAUGUGUGAUCCUAGCAAUUCACACGAAGCUACACUGACCGACAUCAUGAUCUGCGCGCCAUGGGCGAACGUCACUUUCUCCUGUAUGGCGAACAAUAUCGACCACACGGACUGCUGCAAGCGUCGAGGCAUUCCAGAGGACUGUUUGUAUUUCUGCACCGGCAAAGUGACGAAAAUCGAUUACAAUCAUUUCAAAUGUCUCGAGUACAUGCCAUUCUACGGGAGUUGCGUCCUCGAGCAUUACGGCGUUCUUCCCGGAAAUCCCGUCAGGGUCACCGUCAACGGCGUCAGUCAGAAGUGGGCUGUGAUUUCUUGGGAUCCACCAAAGGAGAAACCGGAAACGGUAACUCGGUACUCUUUCUACUACCGGAAGCUCGACGGCUUCCAAGAGAACGAACCGUACUUCCAGAUCUUAGGAGUCGAUUCUCCCUAUCUCCUUGACGGUCUGCAGCCUGGAAGCUUUUACGAGGUGUUCGUCGCUGCGGAGAACAAGUUCGGCUCCUCGGAAGGCUCUGAGCGGCUCAUUAUCGAUACGAAGCCUGUAGAUGAGGAGCCCACAAACAGCACCACGGGAUACAGCGAAACUGAGUGUUGCAUGGAGGCCAAACUCAACGAAGAAUGCAUGCCCCUGUGCAGUUACAAAGUCAAGCUCAACGACCUGCAGAGACUCGGUCCGAAGUGUAUGCAUCAGCUGGAUAUUCUCAUGAGGUGCGGCGCCGGGGGUCGGGAUCAUUCACCGUGUUGUCAGCGAUAUGCUGUCAAUCCCGCCUGCAUCUCCAUGUGCUCCGGGAAGCUCUCCGCGAACCAAUACGAUUCAUUCAACCCGCGACUGUGCACCCGCGAAAUGGGCGCCAUUCUCACGUGCAUGGAGGAAGGUACAGGGAAAAUACCAUCGAUGCCGGAUGACUUCCACGUCGCUUUCACCACACCCACUUCCGUGCAUCUCGAAUGGCAGAAGAACCCGGAUAACGGCGAAAAUAUAAAUGUCACGAACUAUAAAGUUUUCUACACUGAGGUCUUCGGAGAUAUCCCUCCCACUCCUCUCAACUACACAAUGAACAUCACAGUGAAAGCCCCGAUGGCAAUAAUCAACGGCCUCAAAGAGAACACCAAAUACAGCUUCUACAGCAUAGCCACGAACGAAUUCGGUCAAUCGACGCCGUCUCUCAUCUUGCUGGUAACCACGCCUACGAGUGGUGUCAAUGAGAAGAGAGUGGACGCGGUUCUGAGUCCCCCGUAUGGCGUGGAAGUCAUCCAUUCCACCGUUCGUACGAUCGCGGUCAAAUGGCAGCCUCCGAUCCACGUGCCGCCGCAUCAAGAAAUUCUCUAUACGGUCUACUAUCAGGCGACCAAUGCCACGGGCAAUGUCACGGAACAAGACGAACUUCCGAACACUGUCACGACGAUGUUCACGCAGCUGCUCCUCACGAACCUGACCUACGACACUCAAUACAAAAUCUCGGUUCAAGCACGCACGCCUGAGGGUGACCGUAACAGCCCCGUGUCGGAGGUGGUGCUCGCGUGGACAGACGCCGCGAUUCCGGCCUACGUGAAUCUCCCAUUGAUCGCUCCGAUCGGUCCAAUCCGAGAGGGCAGUAACAUAACAGUGGCUUGUCUCGGCUACGGUGUUCCCGCACCCAACACCUCGAUUUACAUCAAUGGACAGCUGCUCGUCGCUUUGCCGCGGCACCAGGUGGCCGUGGCUCUGCAGCGCAUAACGAGGAAUAUCACGAGAUUAUCCUGCUACGCGGACAAUGGUUAUGGACCGGGUGGAUACACCAGCCUCAGUGUCCACGUCCUAUCGAGUCCCAUCGUGACUAUUCCCGUCGAGGAGGUGCAAUCCGAAGAAGGAGCGACGGCGCGACUCAACUGCAAGGUUUCUGGAUUCCCCGAGCCGCAAUUCCACUGGACCCGGGACCGUCAGAGCAGGAACUCCAUCAGAACCACAGACACCGUUGGGCUGCAAGCAGUUCCCGAUAUGGAGAUGCCUCACACCUACACAUCGUCUCUGAUUCUCAAGAGGAUUUCGAAGGCCGACGCCGGGAAAUAUUACUGCAGUGCUUCUAAUCAGUACGGAAUGAUGACACGCUCCGUCGAGCUCAAGGUCAACGAAGCGAACCCCGACAAAAACUCCUCUAGCUGCUGUGCGGAACAGGGCGUGUCUCCCGCGUGUCUCUCCGCGUGCGCAUACGACGUAGAUAUCAUGUUCGCGCUGAAAAAGCCCGAAUGCAUUCAGGAUCUUGAUAAGUUGAUGCACUGCGCCGCAGACGGCAGCGACCACAGACUGUGCUGCAAAACGAAGGGUGUGCCGUGGUCUUGUCAAAAAUGGUGUGCUGGACGACCAGUACAAGUUCCUACACACUGCGCUCUGAUAUCGGCGAGAGAGAUAGUCAGCUGCUUCGAAGAGGGAAAAGGUAUCCUGCCGGGACCGCCUCCAAACGUCAAGGCCAGUCGGCUGAACGGAGAAAUUCUCGUCACUUGGGACAAGCCCACGAAGCAUCCCGAGGUUGUUCAAUGGUAUAAGAUAUUCUGGCGAAUCGUCGGUUCGAUGGACGCGAACAAGAACGAGACCGAUAAAUUGGAGUUCCGUUUCCCUGCCGACGACGAUAAGAUCUACGAAAUCCUCGUCAAGGCGGGCAACCAUUACGGCAUGAGCCAACCGGCGGACGCUCUCGUCGUCCACAGCAAUUCAAUUACGGCUUACAGCGAACAUCAACAGGCCGUCGGUGAUGGCGGCAGAAUUUUGGUGUCGUUGUUCAUUAGUCUAAUUGUUAUGGCUGUUGCGGCGGCCGGCUUCAUGUGGUAUUACCGGAGACAGAAAAAAGGCUCCGGCCACUCCGCCUCUAACCAGGGCGUGAGCUUUGAGAAUCCCACCUAUCUCAAAGACGGCAUUUCCCUCUCACCCGCUACGAACUCGGUGAACUUCAAUAGUGUCUUCGCCUUCCAGAAGGAUAAAGACUCAUCUGCGGAGCUAGACCUCACCGAGCGUUCGGGACCUCGCGCCGUCGAGAAUCAAUACGAGGACUUCAGACACGUACGGCUACACUAGACGAAGCCUCAAAACGACUCUCGAGCUUCACCAAUAAUUAUUGUAUUGCCGAAACUCGGAGAAUCAGAAGUCAAUUCGUAUGUAUUUAGUAUUUAGAAGGGAGACAUCUCGAGUGUGAAAGGAGCCCAUCUCGCGGGCAAAACCGCCCAAGGAAAUUGACGGGGAAUAGGGAUGCGGAGGAGGAGGCUGACCUCAUCGGGGUAGCACGAGGGAGGAGUGCGACCUCA